This is a messenger RNA of Calliphora vicina (urban bluebottle blowfly), 1174 nucleotides long. Its product is annotated as splicing factor YJU2. The record is from RefSeq and is a predicted model, not a curated record. Gene Ontology annotation, biological process: mRNA splicing, via spliceosome. Bases 107 to 1084 code for a protein of 325 amino acids. The transcript has 3 exons. Gene Ontology annotation, cellular component: U2-type catalytic step 1 spliceosome. NCBI's taxonomy places the organism in Eukaryota, Metazoa, Arthropoda, Insecta, Diptera, Calliphoridae.
UGAAGUCCAAUUGUUUUUAUUUAUCAUAGAAUAAAUUUCCGCGAAACGUUUGCAUUUUUUUUUAAUUUUUUAACCAGCUUUUUAGUAGAGUAUAUUUUAAAGAGCAAUGUCGGAACGAAAGGUUUUAAAUAAAUACUAUCCCCCGGAUUUUGAUCCAUCAAAAAUACCUCGCAUGAAAUUGGCCAAGAACCGACAGUAUACAGUACGUUUGAUGGCUCCAUUCAAUAUGAGGUGUAAAACAUGUGGAGAAUACAUUUAUAAGGGUAAAAAAUUUAAUGCUCGUAAGGAGGAUGUUGAAAAUGAGACGUAUUUGGGAAUACGGAUUUACCGUUUUUACAUAAAGUGCACACGUUGCCUACAGGAAAUUUCAUUUAAAACUGACCCUCAAAAUACGGAUUAUGAAAUUGAGGCUGGUGCUACUAGGAACUUUAUGGCAUUGAAAAUGGCAGAAGAACAAGCCCGCCGAGAAGAGGAUGAGUUACGUGAAGAGGAAGCCAAUAAUCCCAUGAAACUAUUAGAGAAUCGAACACAGCAGUCGAGAAAUGAAAUUGAAAUGCUUGAGUCAUUAGAGGAACUGAGGGACUUGAAUCGACGUCAACAUACUGUCGACUAUGAUACCAUGUUACAGCAAUACAAUAGUAAAGAAACGGAAAGAGAACGCCUUGAAAGACAAGAACGGGAAGAUGAAGAAUACGUGAAAUCAAUACAAUUCAAACAGAAUUCAAGUAAGAAAAUCAUUGCUGAGGAAAUAAUCGAAGAAAUAAAGGAUGAAAUAUUUGUAGAACCAAAACCAGCCAAACAAGUUAAAACAAAUGAAGAUAGUAUUGUGGGGACCAGCAAAGCAUCAACGAUUUCAACAGGAGCUCAACAAAAAAACAAAAUGUUAAAUAAUUUAGUGAAGCGUAAACAACCUCUUGUUGUAGUGAAGCCAAAAGCAAAUGAAUGUAUAAAAUCCAGCACAUCAAAUGAAAUAAAGUCUAAUAAUAGUGACAAUUUAACCGCCUCGAAAGGUAGUGGUGGUUCUACCGUUGGCAGUUUAUCAAUGUUAGCGGCAUAUUCUGACAGCUCUGAAGAUUCAGGUUAACAUAAGAGUGUACUUAAAUUUAUAUUUAUACCUGCAUAUUAGUUGAAUUGACCAAAUAAAAAACAAACAUUUUUUAUAUCUGCUACAUUA